Acomys russatus (golden spiny mouse) is the source of this 9319-nucleotide messenger RNA. RefSeq names its product WDFY family member 4 (gene Wdfy4). The transcript has 59 exons. The record is from RefSeq and is a predicted model, not a curated record. NCBI's taxonomy places the organism in Eukaryota, Metazoa, Chordata, Mammalia, Rodentia, Muridae. Gene Ontology annotation, molecular function: protein binding. Bases 178 to 9279 code for a protein of 3033 amino acids.
AGAGGGGCCGCUGACAGUGACACUCUCCCUUUUAGGAGCUGUGUAACUUCUGAAGGGUGGAUCAUCCACCCUGCCUUCAGGAAAUUGGAGCAGACCUGGUCCUGCCCUUAGCUGGCCCCACCCUUGCCUGCCCCAGGAUCUGUUGCUCGUUCAGGAGUCAGAUCUGCUUUGCCGAGGAUGGAUGUUGAAGAGUUUUCAAAGGCUGAGGACAGACCUGAGGACCCGGGUUUUCAAAAUGAAGGCCAGUCCCUUGCCGAGAAGCCCAAUUUUCCACUAGAAGGUCAGAUUACUGACCCAACUGUCCUCUGGGACAUGCUUGAGAAGAAAUUUCUGGAAUACCAGCAGCUAACGCACAAGAACCUGGAAGAACGCCGGAAGAGCCUGCUGAGUCUUCUCCCACUAUUCCUAAAGGCCUGGGAACAUUCUGUGGGCAUCAUCUGCUUUCGCAGUCUCCAAAGUCUGGCAGAAGAUGUGUCCGACCAGCUUGCCCAAGAAAUACAACAGGCACUUUCUGGAAAGCCGGCAGAGCAAGCCCGGGCUGCUGCUGGGCAGCUACUGCGGUGGAAGAGUGACACGAAUCAGGACCGCUACCUGCUCCUAAAAUCGGUGUAUGUGCUCACAGGGACAGACUCGGAGACGCUGGGCAGAGUGGUGGAAUCAGGCCUUCCGGCCCUGCUCCUGCAGUGCCUGUAUCUCUUCUUUGCUUUUCCUGUGGAGAAGGAUGUGCCUUUGGAGAGCGAUGUUCAGGGGCAGAGGCUGUUCGUGCAGAUGUUGCUGAACAUUUGCAGCGAGUCUCAGGGUCUGGAGGGACUUCUCUCAGGAAGCGAGCUCCAGUCUCUACUGAUAGCUACCACCUGUCUGCGGGAACACAGCUGCUUCUCCUGGAAAGAGGCUGCCUUCUGUGUGCUGCGGGCUAUCUCCAAGGCGCAGAGCCCCAGCGUCAUCCAAUAUCUGCGAUCAGCAGACUGUGUCCGGCUCUCAGUUCAGAACCUCUCCAAGUUGGCGGACACUCUCCCUGCAGCUGAGGUGAGCGAGGCCGUGAACCUCAUCCUGAACUUUGUGAGAGACUCCUAUGCCAUCUCCUCUGCGCUGCUCCUGGAGUUUGAGAAUGGGGAGGGCUACCCUCUGCUCCUCAAGGUACUGCUGCGGUACGAUGGGCUGACCCAGGGUGAGGUGGAACCCCAGCUCCAGGAGCUCAUGGAGCUGGUGAUGUGGCUGACAACUUGUGGGAGGUCAGAACUGAAGGUGUUUGACAGCGUCACAUAUCCUCAGCUUGAAGGCUUCAAGUUCCAUCAUGAGGCUUCGGGUGUGACCGUGAAGAAUCUCCAGGCCUUCCAGGUGCUGCAGAAUGUUUUCCACAGAGCCAGUGACUCUGUCCUUUGUAGUCAAGUGCUUUCGGCCAUCAAGACCAUGUGGGCCUGGAACCCUCGAAAUUUCUUCCUGUUGGAGUGGACCCUGCAGCCCAUCUCACAGUUUGUCGAGGUCAUGCCCCUGAAGCCGGCCUCAGUGCAGGCACACUUUUUCCAGCUGCUGGAGACUCUGGUGUUCCAGCUUCUCUAUGUGCCUCAUGAGAUCCUCGCUAAAGUGCAGCGUCUGAUCAAGGAGAGCCCCGAGCUGUCCUGCACCCUUGUGGCCUUGGGGAGCAUCCUCAGGAUCACGGCCAGUGACCCGCUCUUCACAGACAUCUUCCGGGACUCAGGACUUCUAGGUCUGCUGCUGGCCCAGCUACGGAAACAGGCCAAGAUCAUGAGGAAGUCAGGAAACAAGGGGUGCAGCCCUGGUGUGCAGGAUCCAGAGAGGGAACUCACCUGUGUGAUGCUGAACACCGUGGUCACACUUCUGCAAGGCUCUGUUCGCAAUGCAGUUGUCCUAAAAGAUCAUGGCAUGGUGCCCUUCAUCAAGAUCUUUCUGGAUGACGAUUGCUACCGAGGGGCCUCACUCAGCAUCUUGGAGCAGCUCUCAGUCAUCAACGCAGAGGAGUACAUGAGCAUCAUUGUGGGUGCUUUGUGUUCAUCUACCCAGGCGGAGCUGCAGCUGAAGCUGGAUCUUCUCAAGUCUCUGCUCCGGAUCCUGGAGACCCCCAAAGGCCAUGCUGCGUUCCGUGUCUCCAGUGGAUUCAAUGGACUGCUCUCCCUGCUCUCUGACCUGGAGGGGUCCCUCCAAGUGCCUGCAGUGCCAACAUGGGGUGCAGUGUCACCCAGUCAGACCCUGGAGCUGGUGUUGCACACCCUUUGUGUGAUGUCUGCCGCACUGCACUUGGACCCAGUCAAUGAGCACUUCUUCAUGAGCAAUGGGCUCUUUGAGAAGCUGGCUGAGGACCUCUGUCUACUGGGCUGUUUUGGGGCCCCAGACGAGGCGGGUACCCGGCUGUACUCUUCCUCUGACAUGAAGGCCAGGCCCUUUGUGGAUUUGCUGAGCUGUGCCUUUUCCUCCAGCUGCCCAUUUCCACCCAGGGUGCAGAGCUGCCUGCAGAUCCUCAGCUUCUUAGAGAGAAUGGCCAGUGGCACCCUCCACCUGCACGGGGACCUGAUGGAGCUGGCUAGGGCUGGCCAGGAGCCUUCUGUGGAUGCUCGAACAGGAGAGGCUGGUGGCCACCAAGGCAAAGUCAAGCAGUGGCCAGACCUGGAGGAGAGGAUAGAUGACGGUGACGUCAUGAUCAUGCAUCCUGGGAUCAUAUGCAUCAUGGUGAGACUGCUGCCUCGCUUGUACUUUGACGAUCACCCACAGCUUUCUGAGGAAAUUCAGUGCUCUAUGGCCAGUCAUCUCUUGUCCCUGGUGAAAUCGGAGAAGAACCGCCAGGUCAUGUGUGAGGCAGGGAUGCUCCGGACACUCAUGACCUUUUGCCACAGGACCUUCAGGACGGGUGACAGUGUCCUGCACUUGCUUCUCAUCAGAAUCUUCGAAAAACUUGGUUCCCAAGCCAUCGAGCCAGAUGUGCUAAGGCCAUGCCUUGGAGGGUCUCAGGACCUCAGGUCCUCACGGACCUCCCAAGAGUCAGCCACAGCCCUUCAGACAACCCUAGGCCUCAUCUCCAUGACCUCCCCUCGCAAUCUGCAGCCUCAGAGAGCAGCCCUGACACCAUCAUUUGUGGAAUUUGACAUGUCUGUGGAUGGUUAUGGCUGUCUGUUUACUCCAACCUUGUCUACGGUCAUGGGGACCAGCACAGAGCAUUCCAUCUCUGGAGGGACUGGAUCAGGUGCUCCCCGGCCAUUCCCUCCACCUGGAGGCCUCACCUUCUCCUGUUGGUUUCUGAUCAGCCGGCAGGCCACUGUCAUGGAAGGCCACCCUCUGCGCUUUCUAACCCUGGUGCGCCACCUGGCCAGGACCGAGCAGCCCUUUGUCUGCUUCUCCGUCAGCCUCUGCAUGGAAGACCUGUCCUUGGUUGUGUCCACAGAAGAGAAAGAGUUCCAGCCUCUGGAUGUCAUGGAGCCUGAAGAUGAGGCAGAGCCCUCUGCAGGCCGCCAGCUCCAGGUCAGGUGCAGCAAGCUGCUGGCUUGUGGACAAUGGUAUCACCUGGCUGUGGUGGUCAGCAAAGAAAUGAAAAGGCAUUGCACUGUUACCACGUAUCUGGAUGGACAAGCCAUUGGUUCAGCCAAGAUGCUGUACAUUCAGGCCUUACCAGGGUCUUUUGUUUCAAUGGAUCCAUCUUCAUUUGUGGAUGUUUAUGGCUAUAUUGGGACCCCUAGAGUUUGGAAACAAAAGUCAUCAUUAAUCUGGCGUCUUGGCCCUGCAUACCUCUUUGAAGAAGACAUAUCAGUGGACACACUAGAACUUAUUAUUAAACUUGGCCCGAGGUACUGUGGUAACUUCCAAGCGGUGCACCUCCAAGGAGAAGUCCCAGAGAGUGAAGCCACGGCCCUCAUCUCAGAGGAAAGGAUUUCCUUCAGUCUUCAUGUCUCGAGUUCUUCUACCACCAGCAUACUGAACAUCAGAAACACCUACAAUGAUGUGGACAGCCGUCUGAUCGCCAAGGAGAUGAAUGUUUCUUCCCGUGACAAUGCCACACCUGUGUUCUUGCUGAGAAACUGUGCUGGACACCUCUCAGGGUCACUUCGAACUCUGGGUGCUGUUGCGGUGGGCCAGCUAGGGGUGAGGGUGUUCCAUUCCAGCCCAGCAGCUAGCAGCCUGGACUACAUUGGAGGGCCUGCCAUCCUCCUGGGCCUCAUCUCCCUGGCAACAGAUGACCACACUAUGUACGCGGCUAUGAAAGUUCUGCACUCUGUUCUGACUAGCAAUGCUAUGUGUGACUACCUGAUGCGGCACAUCAGCGGGUACCAGAUCUUAGCCUUUCUCCUGAGGAAGAAGACUUCCUUCCUAAACCACCGCAUUUUCCAGUUGAUCCUCUCGGUGGCUGGCACUGCGGAGCUGGGUUUCAGACCAUCUGCUGUCACUAACACGUGUGUCUUCCAGCAUGUGCUCUGCAAUUUUGAGCUCUGGACGAACACUGCAGACAACCUGGAGCUUGCUCUCUUUUCCCAUCUCCUGGAGAUCCUUCAGUCACCAAGGGAAGGACCCAGAAAUGCUGAAAUAGCCCACCAGGCACAGCUGGUACCCAAGCUCAUAUUCCUCUUCAAUGAGCCAAGCCUGGCCUUGCCCAAGGUCUCCACCAUCAUUGCCAUCCUGGGCUGUCAGCUGAAGGGCCACUUUAACAUCCAGGAUUUACUCAGGGUCGCGCUGUUUGUCAUAUAUACCCUCAAGCCUUCAUCAGUGAACGAGAGAGAGAUCUGCCUGGACAGAACCCAGGACCCCUCCAUACCUGCUGGAAGCCAAACAUCUGGAAAGGCAAUCUGGCUUCGAAACCAGUUGCUGGAGAUGCUCUUGGGCGUAAUAUCUUCCCCACAACUUCAUCUGUCCUCUGAGUCAAAGGAACAGGUGUUUCUGAGCCUGGGGCCCGACUGGUUCCUGCUGCUGCUACAGGGUCACCUGCAUCCCAGCACCACCACGCUGGCAUUGAAGCUGCUGCUGUACUUUCUGUCAAACCCUUCCCUCCGUGGGCGAUUUAGAGAUGGCCUAUCUGCUGGGUGCUGGGUAGAGAGCAGCAUGGAGGGUGUGGACAUUGUGAUGGACAACCUGAAGAGCCGCCCUGCAGUGCCUGACCAGAGCCCCUGCCUGCUCCCUGGAUUCCGGGUCUUGGAUGACUUUCUGGCCUGCCAUGUUCGUAUUCCAGAAGUGACCCUCAUCGUGUCCUCCUUCUUCCUCCAGAUGCCACUUACAGAGCUGACUGAUGGGCCCAGAGAGAGCUUAGAUUCGAUGCUUCAGUGGCUUCUACAGAAACAUCACCAGCAAGAAGUCCUCCAGGCGGGGCUGUGCCUGGAAGGUUCCCUGCUGCUCCUGGGAAUGCUGAAAGCCAUCAUGAGCCAGCCCCCAGCAGGUUCAGCAGACAGUGCCUGUGAUCAGACACUCCCCAGCAGUAUUCUUCAGUUCCUCGGUCUGGUGCACCGCUCCUACCCCCAGGACCCAGCAUGGAGAACCCCUGACUUCCUCCAGACCUUGGCCAUCAUCACUUUCCCAAUGGAAACCCAGAAGGAGCCUCAGGCAAGCACAGAAGCUGCUGCUGCCGCCACCGCCCCAUCCCUCGCUAGCAUCUCCUACUUCACCCAGAAGCUGGUCGAGAAGCUGUACAGUGGGAUGUUCUCAUCAGAUCCCAGGCACAUCCUCCUGUUCAUCAUAGAGCACAUCAUGGCGGCCAUCGAGAACCCAUCUUCCCAAAAGGACACUGUCAUGAGUGCGCUGUACAGCAGCUUGAAUAAAGUCAUCCUUCACUGCCUCUCCAAGCCCCAGCAGUCCCUGUCUGAGUGCCUUGGCCUCCUUAGCAUCCUGGACUUCCUACAGGAGCACUGGGACAUCAUCUUUGCCACUUACAAUUCCAACGUCAGCUUCAUUCUGUGCCUCAUGCACUGUCUUUUGCUGCUGAAUGCAAGGAGUUAUCCUGAAGGAUUUGGAUUGGAGCCAAAGCCCAGAAUUACUCCUUAUCACCAUGUCUUCCUUUCUCCAAAUGAAGAAGCAAAAGACAGGAAGGAGGAAGGCCUUCCAAGUCUGAGUGAUGUCCAGCACAACAUCCAGAAGGCAGUGCGUGUGCUCUGGCAGCAGCUGGUGGCUCAGCAGCGACAGACGCUAGAAGAUGCCUUCAAGAUUGAUCUCUCUGUGAAGGCUGGCGAAAACGAAGUGAAGAUCGAAGAGGUCACCCCACUCUGGGAGGAGACGAUGCUCAGAGCCUGGCAGCAUUAUUUAGCAUCUGAGAAGAAGUCACUGGCCAGUCGCUCAAGUGUCACAUACCACAGCAAAGUGAGUUCGUGGAGUGGGAGUCUGUCCUCAGCCAUGAGACUGAUGCCAGGACGGCCAGCAAAGGACCCUGAGUGCAAAGCAGAGGAUUUUGUGUCCUGUAUAGAAAAUUACAGAAGAAAAGGACAGGAGCUCUAUGCAUCUCUGUACAAGGACUAUGUGCAGAGGUGGAAAAGUGGAAGCAUCGAGGCAGCCACAGCCUGGGCCAGGAUGCGGGAGCAGCUCUUUGGGGAGCUGGGACUGUGGGGCCCAGUGCAAAAAUCCACACCCUGUUCCCAGUGGGAACUGGACAGGAGGGAAGGACCAGCUCGCAUGAGGAAACGCAUCAGACGGUUGCCUUCAUGGGAGGCCCUGAACCUAGGAGGGUGCAAGAAGAGCCAAGACAGAAAGGGUGAUGUUUCUCAGACAAAUGCUGAAAACCAAGUUUUCACUACUGCAGAUGAGCUGACAUCAGAAGAAGCUGAGAGCAGGCCAGACGAGGUGGGAAUAGAUUGCACACAACUGACCUUCUUCCCUGCCUUGCAUGAAAGCCUGCAAUCAGAAGAUUUCUUGGAAUUAUGCAGGGAAAGACAAGUCAUUUUACAAGAGCUUCUUGAUGGAGAAAAGGUGUCUCAGAAGCUCCCCUUGGUGAUCGUACAGGGCCACCUGGUCUCAGAAGGGAUCCUGCUCUUUGGCCAGCAGCACUUUUACAUCUGUGAGAACUUUACUCUGUCUCCCACAGGUGAUGUCUACUGCACCCGCCACUGUUUAUCCAACAUCAGUGAUCCCUUCAUUUUCAACAUGUGCAGCAAAGACAGGUCCUCUGACCAUUACUCCUGUCAGCGCCAUGCCUACAGUGACCUCCGGGAGCUCCGGCAAGCCCGCUUUCUCCUGCAGGAUAUGGCCCUGGAGAUGUUCUUCCGAAAUGGGCAUUCGAAGCUCCUUGUCUUCUACAACAGCGACCGGAGUAAAGCUUUCAAAAGCUUUUGUACCUUCCAGCCCAGCCUGAAAGGGAAGAGCAAUGCAGAGGACCCCUUCGACCUGAGGAGACACCCGGGCUUUGAUAGGACCAUGCUGCAGAAAUGGCAGAAAAGGGAGAUCAGCAAUUUCGAAUACCUCAUGUAUCUCAACACCCUGGCUGGAAGGACCUACAAUGACUACAUGCAGUAUCCCGUGUUUCCCUGGGUCCUUGCUGACUACACCUCAGAGAUGUUGAACUUGACGAAUCCCAAGACAUUCCGGGAUCUUUCGAAGCCAAUGGGGGCCCAAACCAAGGAAAGGAAGUUGAAAUUUACCCAGAGGUUUAAAGAAGUUGAAAAGAUUGAAGGAGACAUGACUGUCCAGUGCCACUACUACACUCACUAUUCCUCAGCCAUCAUUGUUGCCUCCUACUUGGUCCGGAUGCCACCCUUCACACAAGCCUUCUACUCCUUACAGGGCGGAAGCUUUGAUGUGGCUGACAGAAUGUUCCACAGUGUGAAGAGCACAUGGGAGUCUGCCUCCAGAGAAAACAUGAGUGAUGUCAGGGAGUUGACACCUGAGUUCUUCUACCUGCCCGAGUUUUUAACCAACUGUAAUGCAGUAGAGUUUGGUUGCAUGCAGGAUGGGACAACUCUGGGAGAUGUGCAGCUCCCUCCCUGGGCUGAUGGGGAUCCGAGGAAAUUCAUCAGCUUGCACAGACAGGCCCUGGAGAGUGACUUUGUCAGUGGCAACCUCCACCAUUGGAUAGACCUAAUUUUUGGGUAUAAGCAGCAGGGGCCAGCUGCUGUAGAGGCAGUGAACACUUUCCAUCCCUACUUCUAUGGUGACAAACUGGACCUCAGCAGCAUCAGUGACCCUCUCAUCAAGAGCACCAUCCUGGGAUUCAUCAGCAACUUUGGACAAGUGCCCAAGCAGAUCUUCACUAAGCCCCACCCAUCCAGGAACAACACAGGAAAACCUCCGGUGCCUGGAAAAGAUACUUCCACCCCAGUAGGCCUUCCAGGCCACUCCCAGUCCUUCCUCCAUAGCCUGCCAUCAUUGAGACCUUCUCAAGUCACUGUCAAAGAUAUGUACCUUUUCUCUCUAGGGUCAGAAUCCCCCAAAGGGGCCAUCGGCCACAUUGUCCCUACUGAGAAGACUAUCCUGGCGGUGGAGAAGAACAAAAUACUGCUGCCUCCUUUCUGGAACAGGACUUUCAGCUGGGGCUUUGAUGACUUCAGUUGCUGCUUGGGGACCUACGGCUCUGACAAGAUCCUGAUGACAUUUGAGAACCUGGCUGCCUGGGGCCCCUGUCUGUGUGCUCUUUGCCCAUUCCCUACAAUGAUCGUCACAUCUGGGGCCAGUGCAGUGGUGUGCGUGUGGGAGCUCAGCCUGGUCAAAGGUCGGCCGAGAAGCUUGCAACUCCGACAGGCCUUGUAUGGACACACCCAGGCUGUCACAUGUCUGACAGCCUCCAUCACCUUCAGUCUCCUGGUGAGUGGCUCCCAAGAUCGCACUUGUACCCUGUGGGACCUGGACAACCUCUGCCGUGUGGCCUGCCUGCCUGUACAUCGGGAAGGCAUCUCAGCCAUUGCCAUCAGUGACAUUUCGGGAACCAUCGUCUCCUGUGCCGGAGCCCAUUUGUCCCUGUGGAACAUCAAUGGACAGCCCCUGGCCAGCAUUACCACAGCUUGGGGCCCAGAGGGAACUAUAACAUGCUGCUGCAUAGUAGAGGGGCCAGCGUGGGAUGCAAGCCACGUCAUCAUCACAGGCAGUAAAGACGGCAUGGUUCGGAUUUGGAAGACAGAGGACGUGAAGAUGCCCAUUCCGAGGCAAGCAGUCACAGAGGAGGCCUCCGCUGAGCCCCUGAGCCCCAGAGGUCACAAGUGGGCCAAGAACCUAGCCUUGAGCCGAGAGCUGGAUGUCAGUGUUGCCCUGAGUGGCAAGUCCAGCAAGGCAAGCCCUGCUGUGACAGCUCUAGCUAUAACGAGAAACCAGACCAAGCUUUUGGUUGGUGACGAGAAGGGGAGAAUCUUCUGCUGGUCUGCUGAUGGGUAGGAGGAAACAAGCGCUGGAGGCACCAGCAUUGAAGCUGGAA